Molecule: messenger RNA, 2239 nt
Organism: Hypomesus transpacificus
Lineage: Eukaryota; Metazoa; Chordata; Actinopteri; Osmeriformes; Osmeridae
Product: probable G-protein coupled receptor 132
Exons: 2
Coding region: 101-1159 (352 amino acids)
Biological process (GO): negative regulation of G2/M transition of mitotic cell cycle; G protein-coupled receptor signaling pathway; G1/S transition of mitotic cell cycle
Cellular component (GO): membrane
Molecular function (GO): G protein-coupled receptor activity
Source: RefSeq, a predicted model, not a curated record
UGCAUCAAACCAGCACACAAGGUAGAUAUCGGGCCGAUAUGAUGCUGACACAUCCUCUUUACUAGGUUUACUAUGAACAAGAGCGACACAGUCCAACGACAUGAUGCAUGAGCAGACGGUGACUCUGACCAGCUCGGGGACAGCAGACUGGAGGGCCCCCUCCAACUGCACCGCGCCGUACGACCAGGACCGCGUGCCCCUGGUGGUGCUCUACAGCCUGGUGCUCAUUAUCGGGCUGCCCGCCAACAUGGCGACCAUCUACCUGACCUGGCUCCAGGUGCGCCGGAAGAAUGUGCUGGGCGUGUACCUGUGGAGCUUGUCCCUGUGUGACCUCAUGUACCUGGCCACUCUGCCCACGUGGGCCGUCUAUGUGAACGCAGGUCAUCAGUGGCCAUGGGGCUCAAUGGCCUGCAAGGUGACGGGCUACUUGUUCUUCACCAACAUGUACAUCAGCAUCUUCCUGCUCUGCUGCAUCUCCAGUGACCGCUACGUGGCGGUGGUUUACGCCAUGGAGUCCCGAGGCAUACGCCAACAGAGGCUGGCGGCGGUGGUCACCGUGACGAUCGUCAUGGUGGUAGCCGUGGGUCACGUGCCCGUGUUUACAAUGCCGGAAGGCAAUACAGACAAAGGGGAGAGGCGCUGUUUUGAGCCGGGUCAGAGCACUGCCAUGGUCACUGGUUUUAACUAUGCCCGCUUCGUCAUUGGCUUCUUGAUGCCGCUGGCAGUGCUGGUGUUCACCAACCGUGCCAUCCUGGCUAACGUGCAGGCCAGUACAGGACUACGGCCAUGCGAGAAGGAACGGGUGCGCUACCUAGCGGUGGCCGUGGUGGCGCUGUUCCUCGUCUGUUUUGCACCGUAUCAUAUUAUCCUUUUACUGCGGGCUGUCACCUACCACUUUCCUGAUCUGGGAGCUUGCCACUUUGAACAACGCAUCUACACGCCGUAUACCAUCUCUCUCGGUCUGUCCACCUUCAACAGUGCCAUUAACCCCAUCCUCUAUGUGCUGUCCAGUGACAACAUCCGUAAGGAGAUGAGUCGCGGCCUGGCAGGACUCAGGGGUCGCCGAGGAACCCUGCAGCCUCGCUCCACAGACAGCAUCCAGCACCAAAUGAAGAACUCAUUUAAGGUUGCUACCACCAACCCAGUGGGUGGUAGCUGAUGGAGGAGGUGAGGUUUGAUUUGAUUCUAUAUCUGAAUGCAGACUUUAUGAAAGAAGGGCGUCAAGUUUACCACUCUUGUGGUACUUUUCACAGAACAGUAGCAAUCUGAGACGAUACAAUGCAGCCUUGUAAAAUGUGUUCCACAGAAGCACGGUUGUAAAGUUUGCUUAGGUAAGAGAAGACUUUAUGGUGAUAUUGCCUGGGGUGUCCCAGUGGCUCACCUGGUACCUGGUAAGCAAGGCCUUACCGCAACGGCCGAGUACAAUUCCAGCCCGGACAAUUUACUGCAUGUUCUUCCCUCUCUCUCUCCCCUUUGCUGUCUCCCUAAUUACUGUCACUAUCCGUAUUAGAGAAGAAAUUCCACAAAUAUCUUUAAAAAAAGAAGUUAUUUAGCCAAAUUCCGUCUUUUAAGUUUUAACAGAGAGAUUGAUAAUUGUUAUUUGGAUCUAGAUUUCUUUUUUUGUUUUGCUAUUGACAUACAAGAUUGAGACAUGAAUGUGGGCAGCGUUUUUCGGAGUGUUCUCAGAUGCCAUUCACACCAGACAGUGGUGUGAAAGCCAGUCUAAUAUAGUCCAACUUGUUAAUACUUUAUUUGUACCUUGAAUUUUUGUUCCUAUUUAUUGUGCUUGUAAAGUGUUCUUGACAAUUUGAUUCAUCGUUUUUACUUAAUAAGACAUAAAUUAAGUUAUUUGGGUGUAUUCUGUCAUAGUGUAUCUGGUUUUUUAUUUAUGAAGAAAGACAGGAAAUAUAUUUGUAAAUGUUUGUCAUUGUGUUCUGUUUUUGCAUGUAAAAUGUGUGACAUUUCUAAUGAUCUUAUCAGCAUUGUGGAUGUAUUUCUGUGUCAGCAGCCUUCAACCUCAAAAUCAGGCUGCAAGUUUCAUAGAGAUACUUUAAGCAUGGGACGUUUCAAAGGAUUCAGCAGAUCUGAGGUUUAGAAUUGCCAGUUGAAAAAAAAACGUGUUAUUCACAGGAAGACCAUUUUCAAAACAUCUGUCUAGCUCUUCUUAAAGAUGCUGUAAAGUGGAUUUGAAAAUGAGUUUGAAGUUCAUCACACCACAGAAGAAUGUGUUGUUAACUAC